UCUUUUCACACUUUCUUUCAAGACUUUCUUUCAAGAUUUUCGAAAAGUCCUCGCUCACUUGCACAAAUUGCUCAGUUGACUCUUACAAGACAUCGAUUUCUUACCGACCGGAACGUAUCAAUAUGAGGUUCACAAUCGCCCUGCCAUUCAUUACCUUAGUUCUCGGCAUCGCUGCCGAACCCAUCGUCCUCGACCGUGAGCCUACACUCGUUGAACGAGACGUGCCUACCAUCACCAAUAUCCUACUUGCGGUUGGAUCCGGGAUCUCUACACUUGACUCAGCUGUCAAUGCCUUCACUAGCGACUCUUCCACAAUUGAUAGCGAUUCUGCCGCUCUACAAGCUACCAUCGAGAGCGGAACAACAACCGUAACGGGGAGCGGUAAUCUCACCCUCAAUAAUGCAAUAACCUUAGCAGCCCCCGUAACCGCCUUGCAGGCUCUGGGCAAAUCACUCGUCAAAGAUCUGAUUGCGAUGAAAUCAGCAUUCGAAGCGAACGGACUUUGCCAAGAUAUCAACUCCCAAGUGACCGGCAUACAGACAGCCUCCCAGGCCCUCAUCAACGCCAUCGUCGCUCUGGUUCCUGCGGCUGCUCAAGCCCUUGCUGCUUCGUUGGCUGCCCCUUUUGAGGCAGCAUUAGCAGAGGGUGUCGCGGCUUUCGCCUCCAACAAUUGCACCAAUGCUAUAACCUCCUCGAGCUCCAGCACAACGUCCUCAAGCUCCACAACGUCCUCAAGCUCAACCACAUCCUCCUUGAUCUCCACCACAACGUCUUCAAGCUCCACCACAUCCUCCCCGCUCUCCAUCACAGCCUCCUCGAGCUCCACUACAUCCUACUCGAGUUCCAAUACAACUAGCUCAAGCACCAAGACAGGCCCCUCUCUAACCAGAUCAGGUGUGAAGUACACUAGCGUGACUCCUACAUGCACAUCAACCUCUCUAAACACGACAAAAUCCAGCACAGUCUCUGGCACUGGAGCCUUGACCAAGACGACAUCGUCAACGUUGGGGACGUAUACUGGUGCUGCCGAUCUCAACUACGCCACCAACUCCUUCGGUAUACUUGCCCUCGCCGCUGCUGCUCUGUUAUUGUAAGAAAAGGAUGGAAUGGCCCAAGCCAGAAACUUCUGUUCGUCAUGUGCGUUGGGAUUGCUGGGUCUAGGGUGUUUAUGUCCACAGUGGGUGGAUUUUCUGAUUCUUGGCCCGGGACUAAUAUUGAUGUCAUCGGGGGCUUAAUAGAUAAUUUAAU
Hyaloscypha bicolor E is the source of this 1248-nucleotide messenger RNA. RefSeq lists its product as uncharacterized. The record is from RefSeq and is a predicted model, not a curated record. Gene Ontology annotation, cellular component: extracellular region. The coding region runs from base 123 to 1094 and encodes 323 amino acids. Lineage: Eukaryota; Fungi; Ascomycota; Leotiomycetes; Helotiales; Hyaloscyphaceae. The transcript has a single exon.